This is a messenger RNA of Carica papaya (papaya), 566 nucleotides long. Lineage: Eukaryota; Viridiplantae; Streptophyta; Magnoliopsida; Brassicales; Caricaceae. The record is from RefSeq and is a predicted model, not a curated record.
UCCAUUGAUUCUCGGCUACCAGAAGUAACCCUAAACUAGAGCUAAAGGUUAUCAGAAGAAACCUAGCACUUAUUUAGAUUAUUAGGGUUUCCUGACCAGUUGUUCUUCUCCCUCCCAUUUCACUCUGCGGCUGGAGCAGCAUCAAACCGAUCGCAAUGGCUUCAGAGAAGAAACUCUCAAACCCAAUGAGAGAGAUCAAAGUCCAAAAGCUCGUUCUCAACAUCUCCGUUGGUGAAAGUGGAGAUCGUCUUACCAGAGCCGCCAAGGUGUUGGAGCAACUUAGUGGCCAGAGUCCUGUUUUUUCGAAAGCGAGGUACACUGUUCGUUCAUUUGGUAUCAGAAGAAAUGAGAAGAUUGCAUGCUAUGUUACUGUAAGGGGCGAAAAGGCAAUGCAGCUUCUAGAAAGUGGGUUGAAAGUGAAGGAGUAUGAGUUGCUUAGGAGGAACUUCAGUGAUACUGGCUGCUUCGGCUUUGGCAUUCAGGAGCAUAUUGAUCUUGGAAUCAAGUAUGUUAUGAUCUCUUUUUAUUGUCUCCAAAGUAGCAACAAGUAGAAACAUUUUUUAAUG